Messenger RNA from Meira miltonrushii, 1099 nucleotides. RefSeq lists its product as uncharacterized. NCBI's taxonomy places the organism in Eukaryota, Fungi, Basidiomycota, Exobasidiomycetes, Exobasidiales, Brachybasidiaceae. The coding region runs from base 111 to 1079 and encodes 322 amino acids. The transcript has a single exon. The record is from RefSeq and is a predicted model, not a curated record.
CAGAAGCAAUGUACCUAAGAACCCUGAAGACAUGACGUCCCAUCAGCUAUACUUUCCAUCUUGAGUUCGUUCCUUACUUUCUCUCCACCAUCAAUCCCUUUCACACCAAUAUGAAGUGCUACUCUCUCUCAUUCCUUGCUUUGUUAGCAUUCGUCUUUGUUGGAUUAGACGAAAGUCAUUCAGCUCCUUGUAAUACUGAAGCACUCAUUUCCAUCUUAUCCGAUAAUCAAAAGAGUGCUUUACUUCAAUCAGGUAGCUUUAACGGUUAUCAUGCUUCAGGAACAAAUUCAGGCUAUCAAUCCAACACAAACAACAAAAAUGAACAAAACCAAGAUCAAGGCAAAUCAAGCUCUAACGGUGACAGCGAAGAACAACAUCAAGCUUUGAUUUCUAUCCUUUCAGGAAACAGCAAGAGUGGCUUAGUUCAAAGUGGUACACAAAAUGGCUAUCACGCCUCUGGAACGAAUUCAGGUUAUCAGUCAAACACAAACAAUACCAACACUUCCAGCACAGGAUCCAAAGAUGAAAAGUCAUCCAAAGAUUCUAAUGAAAAACCUGAUGAACAAGGCAAGGGUACUUCAAUCUUAUCUAACAACGAUAAAAGCGGCUUAGUUCAAUCUGGCAGCUUUAAUGGUUACCAUGCCUCUGGUACAAAUUCAGGUUAUGAAUCAAACAAAAACAACACAAACACAUCCAAUAAAGCAUCUGAAAAGUCAACCAAAGAGUCUAGUGAGAAAUCAGAGAAAAAGCCUGAUGAGCAAGGCAACAAAACAUCAAUCCUAUCCAACAACGACAAGAGCGGAUUGGUUCAAUCUGGCACACAGAACGGAUACCACGCUUCUGGUACAAAUUCCGGAUACAAGUCAAACACGAACAACACGAACGAAAAGCAAACUGAUAGUAACAGUGGCUCAAAAGAUGCAGAACACGAAUCGAAAGACCAAGGCAAGAGCAAAGACAAGUUUUCCCUCCUUUCAAACAACGAAAAGAGCGGUCUGGUUCAAUCUGGCGUUGAGAACGGCUACCACGGUUCCGGCACAAACUCAGGCUAUGAAUCAAACAAGAACAACACUCAUUAAAAAAGUCUAUUCUUUGUAUA